Pelagomonas calceolata is the source of this 698-nucleotide messenger RNA. NCBI's taxonomy places the organism in Eukaryota, Pelagophyceae, Pelagomonadales, Pelagomonadaceae. The record is from the annotation of a GenBank genome assembly.
AAAGCCACAGCCCAGCCAUGUCUGCCAACGUUGCCAGCGCCGACGCCGAGGCCAAGCCCAAGCGCCCGGCCAGCAAGGGCCGCCGCAAGUACCCGCCGAAGUCGCAAAAGGCCAAGGAGGCGUCGCGCGCGAAGUACCUCGCGAAGAAGCUCGCGAGCGGCGACGAGCUCACCGAGGCGCAGCUGGCCAGCGUCGAGGAGCUCGGCGGCCGCGACGCCGUGCUCGAGCGCGAGGCGAAGCGCAAGGAGCGCGCCGCGGCGCUCGAGCAGGCGAAGGCCGACGUCAAGCGCGAUCACCCGCACCAGGCCUACGUGAGCGGGCUGCCCGCGUCCACGACGUCCGAGGGCGGCCUCGCGGCGCUGCGGGCCGAGGUGCCGGGCGUCUCGCACUUCGUCGCCGUGCGCGACCGCCAGACCGACGAGUGCCGCGGGUUUGGGUUUGCGGUGCUCGACUCGAAGGCGUCGCUCGACGCGCUCGUGGCCCUCGACGGCGCGGAGGGGCUGCUGGGCUGCGAGGAGGCGCUGAAGGUCUCUGCCGCGCGCAAGCUCAUGGACCCGACGAAAUCCCGCGGCGACGGCGACGGCGCCAAGCCGAAGCCGCGCCGGCCGCGGCCGCCGCGCAAGCCGAAGCAGGCCGCGGCCGAGGACGCCUGAGCGGGGGCAGACUUGUUGACUACUACUACCGUAAGACGAAAUGAU